Ceratitis capitata (Mediterranean fruit fly) is the source of this 1526-nucleotide messenger RNA. RefSeq names its product 7-methylguanosine phosphate-specific 5'-nucleotidase (gene cN-IIIB). The transcript is spliced from 3 exons. Gene Ontology annotation, cellular component: cytoplasm. Gene Ontology annotation, molecular function: magnesium ion binding; 5'-nucleotidase activity. NCBI's taxonomy places the organism in Eukaryota, Metazoa, Arthropoda, Insecta, Diptera, Tephritidae. The coding region runs from base 429 to 1388 and encodes 319 amino acids. The record is from RefSeq and is a predicted model, not a curated record.
AGUUAAGUCUAUUGCAAAAACUGCUUCCCUUUUUAUUGUAGGCGCUCGCAGCGAACACACCUAUUAGCGCAGCUUGGUUUCGAUUAAAUGAGUUUCUGAAACCGUUCGAUAAGAAAUAAUCAGUUGUUUGAAAUUGCCAUCUGUGUCAAUAAGCACUAAUCAGUUGUUUGGAAUUGUCAUUCCUGACAUAAGACAGUAAAUUUUGUGUGUGAUAAAUUUCUUUAAUUGUUUGGAAUCGGAGAAAGCGCUCUUAGAAAACAAUAACGCAAAGCGUAUUUCAUUGAAAGAUUUUAAAAGACAUAUUGUGUUAUAUCGCAGUUUUAUUUGUCGGUGCACAGUGACAAAGAGUUCCUAAGUGUACAUUUGUUCAAAGCUGCAAGCUGUUUCGCCGUCGAGUUCAUAUUUUUAUAUCGAGGCUUUUUAAUAAAAUGACUAGUGCUCAUGAUAAUAGUAGUACCACUUCGCCUAAUAAUUCAAUGCAUACAAAGCCAUUACAACUAGAAGACAUACCAAUUUUGAACAGUGAAAAUUGCAAAAUUAAGAACAGACAACAUGUAGAAAAAAUUAUAAAUGAAUUUAUUUUUGGGGGCCAUACAAGAUUGCAGGUAGUUUCGGAUUUCGAUUAUACCAUUACUAAGCAACGGACAUCCAACGGAGCCCCUGUGCCAAGCAGUUUUGGUAUUUUUGAAGAAUGUAAAUCUUUACCUUCAAAUUUUGUAAAAGCAGCUCGGGAAUUACAUGACAUAUACCGACCUAUAGAAGUUGACCCGCAUAUAUCGAAUGACGAAAAAGCGAAAGCUAUGAUUGAAUGGUGGACCAAAUCAGGAGAAAAUUUAAUGGGUUUUACCUUCGACUUGAAAGAAAUCGACGAAAUUGCUAAAAAAUAUGCAUAUUCCGUACGAGAUAAUACAGAUGAACUCUUUCGAAAAUUAAACGAGCUCAAUAUCCCAGUACUUGUAUUCUCUGCCGGGCUAGGAAAUUGCGUCAAUGCAAUGCUGCGUCAUGCAGGACUUCUAUAUCCGAACAUGAAUGUUAUAUCGAAUUUUCUUCAAUUUAAAGACGAUACUAUGUUAAAUGGGUUCCAAAAGCCCAUAAUACACACAUUCAAUAAAAAUGAAAAAUUGUUGAAGGGUACUGAAUAUUACGAUUUAGUCCACACUCGUGACCAUAUAAUAUUAAUGGGAGAUUCUUUAGCUGAUUCUGGCAUGGCCGAUGGUGUCCCAUCGUCAUCUCACAUUCUAAAAAUUGGAUUCCUUUUUCACCAUGCCGAGGAGUAUAUAGAGCAAUAUAUGAGUACCUUCGAUAUUGUCUUAAUAGAUGAUCAAACCAUGAACGUACCACUAGCGCUGCUCAAACUCAUCGCAGGAAAUAAUACCUCAAGAGACUGAUGCCAGGAAUAUAAUUCGAAUGAUCGUAGAAAUGACUAAGAAAAGUUACAUAAUAAUCAAAUAUGUAUAAGAUUUUGUGUUUAUGUUGUUUGUUUUAUAUUUUACUCAAAUAAAAGCUUUAUUAAUUUUCAACAAAAA